Molecule: messenger RNA, 1158 nt
Organism: Effrenium voratum
Lineage: Eukaryota; Dinophyceae; Suessiales; Symbiodiniaceae
Source: the annotation of a GenBank genome assembly
AUGGUUGGGGCGGUCCUGGAAUCACGCAAGUUCCGCUCCGUCGAGUUGAUCUACGGUGCCGUGCACGGCGUGCGCGGGAUACUGGACGAGGAUUUUUACGAUCUGACCCAGGAGACCACCCACAAUCUGGAACUGGUGGCAAACACACCGUCUUCGGCGCUUGGCUCGACGCGCGACAAACCGGACCUGAAGUAUUGCCAGGAAAUCUUCAAGGUCCUGCGGGCGCACAAGAUCGGUUAUUUCUUUUACACCGGCGGCAACGAUUCCUCGGACACGGUUCGCAUCGUGAAUGAUGAAGCGCGCAAGGCAGACUACAAUCUGCGCUGCAUCCAUAUUCCGAAAACCAUCGACAAUGACCUGGUCGAGAACGACCACACGCCAGGCUUUCCCUCAGCCGCGCGGUAUGUGGCUCAAGCAUUCAUGGGCAUCAAUCUCGACAAUGCGGCGCUGACCGGCAUCUAUAUUGGCGUUGUCAUGGGGCGCCAUGCCGGUUUUCUCACCGCCGCAUCGGCGUUGGGAAAGAAAUUCUCCGAUGAUGGUCCACAUCUCAUCUAUAUGCCCGAGCGCACCUUCGACAUCGAUCGGUUCAUCGGGGACGUCAGGCAGGUGUAUGAACGCUACGGGCGCUGCGUCGUUGCCGUCAGUGAAGGCAUCCAUGACGGCUCGGGUGAGCCGAUCAUCGCCAAGCUGGCCAAGGAGGUCGAGCGCGAUGCACAUGGUAAUGUGCAGUUGUCCGGAAGCGGCGCCCUGGCCGAUCUGUUGACGCAGAAGGUCAAGGAGGAACUGCAGAUCACGCGGGUCCGGGGUGACACGCUCGGCUAUAUCCAGCGAAGCUUUGUCGGAUGCGUUUCCGAUGUUGACCAGAAUGAAGCCCGAGAGGUCGGUGAAAAGGCCGUCCAGUACGGGAUGUUCGGCGAUCGCGACGGAUCGGUGACGAUAAAACGCACCGGCCACUACUCGGUGGAUUACGAACUGGUGCCGCUGGAAAUGGUCGCCGGAAAGACCCGCACAAUGCCCGACGAAUUCAUAACGGCUUCCGGUCACGAUGUUACAGACGAGUUCCGGAUGUAUCUUCGCCCCCUUUUGGGCAAGGGCAUGCCGGACGCCCAUCGCCUUCGUCCGAACAAGGUGCCGAAGAUCCUGGCAGCCUCGUCAUAG